Messenger RNA from Orbicella faveolata, 1656 nucleotides. RefSeq lists its product as uncharacterized. The record is from RefSeq and is a predicted model, not a curated record. NCBI's taxonomy places the organism in Eukaryota, Metazoa, Cnidaria, Anthozoa, Scleractinia, Merulinidae.
UGUUUAGGUGCAGUUGUGAAUAUCCUUCCAGUACUUUUUGCAAAAGUUAAGCCUUCCAUUUCAGAGGUACGUGGAUUUUAUCGAUCUGUUAUUGCUGGGUUGUUGACUUGUGUGGCAGUCAUAAUUUUUUGGGCUGCAAGAAAUGGUGUUACAUCAGCAAUUCCUCUUACAAAGAUUAUAAAAUCAAAUUAUCCUGGCUAUGGAUGGAUUGCUCUUCUAGUUCAAGUGUUUAUGAUUAGCAGUGUUGCUGUAUCAUUUCUUACUAUGGGAGCAGGAAUGAAACAUAUGGUUGACAGUUGGUUUGAUUCUUUUUAUUCCACAACUCAAACUAACUGGCAGGAGAUGAAGUCCAAAUGGGAAGGCAUCUAUUGUAAAGCUCACAUCAGAUGGUUUCUAAAGAUUGCCAUUCUUUUGUCGCUGUUUGGAUUUCUCUUUGCUGUAGCCGCAUUAAAUCCGGUGGGAACUGUGACAGUGCUGGGGAAUGUCACAUCACUAGUGUUAAAUGUUGAACUCGGAGUUUUUGUCAUUCUAAUGCUUAGACGAUCACACAGCCAGACAUUCAGGCAUCACCGAGUGCCCGUUCCCCUGUCCCGCUGUCUGUAUCACCUGCAGUAUUUGGUUGUCGUUUAUUUUCUGUGUGCUGUUGGUUUUAACAUCGCCGAGAUUGUUCAGUUAUUACCUUACAAUCGAACUUCAUCGACCGCUAUCGCCCCUGUGGCAAACCAAACUUUAACGUCACUUAACGCGUCUACUGUUGAUAACUCUAGCCUGACAAGUCUGCAUAACAGGCAAUGGCGCCUUCAUAACAUUCUAAUCAACAACGGGACUCUUUAAACGUGAAGGAGAGCAAUAAAUGGCGGUCAAGUCUGAAUGGAGGCCACCUUUCUUCACGCGCGACCUCCACGCGCGUAACAAGAAAUGAGCGCUACGGCCGCGUGCGAUGAGAGAUGGCUGCACUCAUGGGUUAAGGCGCAAAUUGUAAUUUACUUACAAUUUGGGAUAUAGUAAAACUUUUUAUUAUAUAAACACCGAUGAAAUACCAGGUGAGCUUUCGCGCGAAAACAUGAUAUCUUCACACGUGAAAAUAACAUGUUAUCACAUGUGAAAAGAUCUUGUUGCUACGGUAACAUAGUAAAUCGCGCCCUUCUCAGCGAAAGUUAAAUGGUUCGUUAUUUCGCCGUGUUUAGAUAAUAAAUAGGACAUUACAUGGCCGCUUGAAGAUACGAAAUUUCUCUGCGAGUGUUGAAACUCGAAGAGAAAUGUCGUAUCUCCGCGCGGUCUUGUAAUAUCGUCUAUGUAAUAAAACUAGGUGGUUCUCGCUUUAAAACUAUAAGGUUAAACACAGUUAUUUGAAAGUGGCACAAGUUCAGUUGAGGCCUUACACUACUGUAAAAUGAUAUUAAAAUCGUUUAAAAAAUCCAAGCUUUCGCCGAUCUACGGCAUCAUCAGGGAUAAGAAAAAGUAUUUCGCGUAAGGCUUAUAUACAGAUGUAAAGUAAAAACGUGUGAAAAGUGAAAGAAUGUUGGGGGUAAAAUGCAUGAGAUAAAUAAUAAGGUACAAAUAUGAAUAAAAACGAAUGAUAUGAUAUAAUUAGCGAGUGUCAAAGUACAAAGAGUCUCUAGAUAUGUUAAGAUAAUUAUUAGAAUAAAAGGUCCG